Messenger RNA from Neolamprologus brichardi, 2338 nucleotides. The record is from RefSeq and is a predicted model, not a curated record. Lineage: Eukaryota; Metazoa; Chordata; Actinopteri; Cichliformes; Cichlidae.
CCCUCCGCAGGACACGCCUCUCGGCUGAAUGGAGUGCGUCGCGCGUAAAGUCCGACCUGUAGCACAUACAAACUUUUCUGUUUCUCGGGAGUUUUUGUCUUUUUUAAAAUAAGUAUCCAUUUGGCGCAACCGAUCGGUCUUUAGACGACUAAAUGCAGCGAUGACUCGAGAGGAAGAUCUCAUCCGGAUUGCAAAAAAACUGGACAAGAUGGUGUCUAGAAAUAACACGGAGGGCGCCAUUGACCUGCUGAAGGAGCUGAAAGGCGUCAAUAUGACUCUCAAACUUCUACAGGAAACGAGAAUUGGAAUGUCUGUUAAUGGUAUCAGGAAGCACUGCACAGAUGAAGAAGUGAUUGCUUUGGCAAAAGUUCUCAUUAAAGACUGGAAAAGACUUCUGGGUACACACACUGAUUUACAUGCAUACUACAGUGUUUUCACAGCGUGCUUCUCUUUUUUCUCUCUUAGUCACGGCGAGCAGGAAGUCAAACUAAAACAAGACUCCGAUCAUGACAAAAAACACGCUAAUACAAUCAGGAAAGACAAACACAAUGAUGGCCAUGAAAUCAAAAAGAGACAUGCUGACGACCUCGUGGAAGAAAAGCACCUGGAGGACCUUGGAAAUGCAAAACAUCUGCAGGAAAUCAGGAAAGAGAAACAAGCACCCCCAGAAAAUCCCAAAGUGGAGGUCGAUAACAAGAAGCCGAAGCCUGCGCAAGACCCACGGGGUGAGAAGCACGAGCCGAGAAGAGGGAGACCAUUAGAGGAACCAAAAAAGACGAGGCACGUGGAAGAGCUCAAAAAAGAGAAAAACCCCACGGAGCUCAAGAAGUGCAGCUCUGCAGAUGAGAUGAGGAAGGACAAACAGAGAGAAGAAAACAACCACGAGAGGCUCACCAGCACACCUCAGAGGGAGAGACCUCUGAGCGAGCCUCAGAGAGAGAGACCCACUGACCCCCACAAGCCCUUGUUUGAAAGGAGAGGUGUGCUGGACAGCAGUGUGCUCUAUCCCACCCGUUUCCCCUCUCCUCCUCGACCCGCUCGACCUCCUCCCAUCAAACGCCCCGCCAUGGAUUUUCUGAAAGACAGGAAGGAUGGCAAAGACUCUUCCUCCCGACCUCCUCGCCCUCACGCUCCCCGACCUCCUUCUCCACCGACUAAACGACCUCCCGUGGAAGUAAAGAAGGAGAGGAAAGUUCCAUUGGAUCCAAACGCUCCGAUUCCUCCUCUUCCUCUUCACCUACAUCCUCCUCCCUUAAGAAAAGAGCCUCCUGACCCCAACGCUCCUCUUCCUCCGCUUCCUCUUCACCUUCACCCUCCUCCUCCUACGAAGCGGCCCUCUCUAGAUGGAAUGAAGGAGAGAGACAGCAGGAAGGAGUCAGACUCUAAGCUGCUUCCUCCACAGAAAAAGACGUCAGAUCAUGUGAAGAAAGACAGGAAAGACUCAGUGGAUACCAAAAUGUCUAGAAAACAUUCAGAUGAAACCAAAAGAGAAAGGAAAGAUUCAUCAGACUCUAAAUCCCCCCCUCCCAAAAAGCCCACCCCGGAGGCCAAAAAAGACAAACACAGGUGUGCAGGAGCAGGAAAUAAAAAGAGUAAAUCCGAGGCUCCCAAAACUCCCACUACCCCGACCAGCCCCAUGUCACCCAGCUUUAGUUCUCCUGGGGGUCCACUGUCCCCUCACCUGACCACUGGAGACUCCAUCAGAGACAAGUGCAUUGAGAUGCUGGCAGCUGCCCUGCGCACAGAUAAUGAUUACAAGGAAUUUGGAGCUAACUGUGAGAGCAUGGCAGCAGAGAUUGAAGAUCAUAUCUACCAGGAGAUAAAAGCCACUGAUAUGAAGUAUAAGAACCGAGUGAGGAGCCGCAUCAGCAACUUGAAGGACCCGAAGAACCCAGGCCUUCGCAAAAAUGUGCUCGCAGGAAGCAUCGAGUUACGCCGCAUCGCCACCAUGUCUGCUGAGGAAAUGGCCAGCGACGAGCUGAAACAGCUGAGGAACGUGCUCACCCAGGAGGCCAUCAGGGAACACCAGAUGGCUAAAACCGGUGGCACCACCACCGACCUGCUGCAGUGCGGCAAGUGCAAGAAGAAAAACUGCACCUAUAACCAGGUGCAGACACGCAGUGCUGAUGAGCCAAUGACCACAUUUGUUCUGUGCAAUGAGUGUGGCAACCGCUGGAAGUUCUGCUGAUGCCAUCAAAGGUCACCCCACAUUUGUUUUCUGAGCAAACUGAGAAGCUUAUUUUCUAUAAUGGGAUGGGAAUGGAGUUUAUAAACUGUUGCAGCUAGUGAUUUAAAGUGAUGACGUUGUUCUUAAGAUUUCCAUUUUAUCUUUUUUUUU